This is a messenger RNA of Drosophila arizonae, 1527 nucleotides long. Its product is annotated as very long chain fatty acid elongase AAEL008004. The record is from RefSeq and is a predicted model, not a curated record. Gene Ontology annotation, molecular function: fatty acid elongase activity. NCBI's taxonomy places the organism in Eukaryota, Metazoa, Arthropoda, Insecta, Diptera, Drosophilidae. Gene Ontology annotation, biological process: sphingolipid biosynthetic process; very long-chain fatty acid biosynthetic process; fatty acid elongation, monounsaturated fatty acid. Gene Ontology annotation, cellular component: endoplasmic reticulum membrane.
GAAUCCCACUCACACACACACAGCAACAAAAUGGCCUUAAUUAUGAAAUACAUCGAGAGCAUAAACAGAUAUAUGGACACACAUAGUGAUUCAAGGACAAAGGACUGGCCCAUGAUGUCAUCACCCUUCCCCACACUGGCCGUUUGCCUCACAUACGUCUACCUGGUUAAGGUGCUUGGCCCGCGAUUAAUGGAGAAUCGAAAGCCCUUACAUCUACAGAACCUGCUGGUCAUGUACAAUGCGUUACAGGUUGUAUUUAGUGCGUGGCUCUUCUAUGAGUGUUUAAUGGGCGGCUGGUGGGGUUCGUACAGCUUCCGCUGUCAGCCAGUGGACUAUAGCGAUAGUGCCACAUCUAGGAGAAUAGGAGUUUCCGGUUGGCUAACAGGACAUUAUAGCUUCCGAUGUCAGCCAGUUGACUAUAGUAAUAAUCCUAGAACGUUAAGGAUGGUUCAUGCGUGCUGGUGGUAUUACUUUUCCAAGUUCACAGAGUUCAUGGAUACGAUUUUCUUCGUGCUGCGCAAGAAGACGAGCCAGGUAACAACUCUCCAUGUGAUCCAUCACGGCUGCAUGCCCAUGUCGGUGUGGUUCGGUGUUAAGUUCACUCCAGGUGGUCACAGCACAUUCUUCGGCCUGCUCAACACAUUCGUUCACAUUGUGAUGUAUACGUACUACAUGUUCUCGGCCAUGGGUCCACAGUACCAGAAGUACCUCUGGUGGAAGAAGUACCUGACAACGCUGCAAAUGGUUCAGUUUAUUCUUAUCAUGGUGCACGCCUUCCAAUUGCUCUUUAUUGACUGCAAUUACCCGAAGGCCUUCGUCUGGUGGAUAGGCAUGCAUGCUGUUAUGUUCUUCUUCCUGUUCAACGAGUUCUACAAGGCAGCCUACAAAAACCGUAUAAUGAAGCAGAACGCAGCGCUGGCCAAUGGACACGCAAAGCCGAACGGCUACUGCAAGAGCAUCAAUGCCCACGACGAUCUGUUCUUGCCACAAACGACGACGACAGAGGCCGCAGCAGCAGCGUCAGCUACGGCCAAGGCCAACGGCAAUGCCAACACGGCGCUCAGCAAUGGUCAUGCGAAUGGCCUGAAGAACGGCUAUAAGGCGCUGGCCAAUGGCGAUGCGGUGACGUCCUUGACCAAUGGCAGUGCGCACAAAUCGAACGGUGUCCUGCUCGCCAAUGGCUUUGGCAAUGGCAACGGCUAUGCCACCCAGCUGCUGGACGAUGUCGCCCAGGAGCUGAAGCAUCGGAAGACACCGAAAUAAUAUCGGGAUAAUGCGGGUCGGCGCCAACAUAGAGCUUAGAGGAGAUGGUCAAACAGAAGAGAGCACAGCCAAGCGCCCGGAGCAGCAAUUCAUGCUCCAACAGUCAUAAGCACACACACAAAUCCACACACAAUCCACACCCACACACUCACACACACAUACACUCACCCUCUCACACUCGAACAGCAUUCAUUUACAUCCACAUAAGCAGAUAUACAUACAAGUUUCGGAUAUUGUAUUGACAUUGAAAUAACUUUUAGUGAA